AUGUACGACUCUUCAGUCUCCGCCGCGGAGAAUAAGAUUGAGCAUCAUGGAAGCGGUGAUCCGAAGGUGCCCAACUAUUAUGGCGAAGAAGAUGGUGCCCCGGUAAAAGGGGAGCUGGAGCUCAAUGUUGGUGGCCGUGGUGCCACUCAGCGUCGUCUCAAGAACUACCACAUUAGCAUGAUUGGAUUCUGCGGUGGUAUUGGAACUGGUCUCUUCGUUGGAACCGGCUCGGCCUAUGCGAAAGCAGGGCCUGCCGGAUUGUUGUUGGCAUAUAUUGUCGUGGGGUUUGUGCUGUGGUGUGUCAUGCAAAGUAUCGCCGAAUUGGCGACCGUCUUUCCUACUGCAGGCUCCUUCCCCCACUGGGCUACUCGGUUCAUCGAUCCCGCCGUCGGUUUCUCUCUCGCCAUCACUUACGGAUACUGUUACACUAUUGCCAUUGCUUCGGAGGUCUCCGCGGCUGCGGUAGUGGUGAGCUACUGGUCGGAUAUAACUCCGGCCGUGGUAAUAACAGUCGGGUUAGGACUGAUAUUAAUUAUCAACCUGAUGAGUGUCCGUUUCUAUGGUGAGAGUGAAGUCGUGUCAGGUGCCGUUAAGGUCUUGUGUUUUCUGGGCUUGGUGGUCGCCGCCAUCGUGAUCACCGCAGGCGGCGGCCCGAACCACGAGACCAUCGGCUUUCGCUACUGGCACAACCCUGGUCCCUGGACCAACUAUAAUGGCAUUACAGGACCUACAGGUCACUUCCUUGGGUUCCUUUCGGCCUUUGUCAACGCCUCCUUCAGCUUUGUUGGUGUCGAGACCGUCGUUAUCGCCGCCGCCGAAGCCAUCGACCCGCACCGCGCCAUUCCCAAGGCAGCGCGUCGCGUCACCUACCGCAUCGCCUUUUUCUACAUUCUCGGUGCCCUGCUGAUUGGAAUGAUCGUUGAUCCCCGGACUUCUGGCCUCACCUCGGGCUCUGGCAAUGCCGACAGCUCCCCAUGGGUCAUUGCCAUCAAGCAAGCUGGCAUCAGUGGUCUGCCUUCGGUUGUCAACGCCUGUAUUUUGGUUUCUGCCUGGUCCGCCGGUAACUCCUACUGCUGGGUCGGCUCUCGCAUGAUCGUGGCCAUGACGACCGACCGACAGCUUCCCCAGUUCUUCGGCAAGGUCACCAAGAAGGGUGUUCCGUACGUGGCGGUGGUCGUCUCCUGGCUCUUCGGGCCUUUGGCGUAUCUGAUCCGUUCAGGUCUCGGAAGUGGCGGUCCUUCUCAAGCCUUCACUUGGCUCCUCAACCUCAGCACGGUUGCCGGCUUGAUUGCUUGGGCGACCCUCUGCUUUUGUUACAUUCGCUUCCAUCGGGCGAUGAAGGUUCAAGGUCAGAGUCGCGAUACUCUGCCUUGGCAGGGUCCUUUCCAGCCCUACACUGCGUGGGUGGGAUUCAUCGGAUCCACUAUCAUUACGCUCGUGGCUGGCUUCCCCGUGUUCCUUAAGGGCAACUGGUCCACCUCGGACUUCUUCGCCUCGUACGUCGGUAUCCCAAUCUUUGUUGUGCCAAUUAUCCUUUGGAAGAUUUUCAAACGCAGCAAGUUCGUCCGCGCAUCCACCUUGGAUCUCUGGUCUGGUCGCCUAAUGGAGGGAGAGAUCAUUAUCAAGGACCACGGACCGAAGACGCCAUUGAAGCGCUUCGUCGAUUGGAUCUUCUGA
This is a messenger RNA of Aspergillus saccharolyticus JOP 1030-1, 1677 nucleotides long. RefSeq names its product putative amino acid permease. The transcript is spliced from 3 exons. Gene Ontology annotation, biological process: amino acid transmembrane transport. Gene Ontology annotation, molecular function: amino acid transmembrane transporter activity. The record is from RefSeq and is a predicted model, not a curated record. NCBI's taxonomy places the organism in Eukaryota, Fungi, Ascomycota, Eurotiomycetes, Eurotiales, Aspergillaceae. Gene Ontology annotation, cellular component: membrane. The coding region runs from base 1 to 1677 and encodes 558 amino acids.